Messenger RNA from Cricetulus griseus (Chinese hamster), 2591 nucleotides. The record is from RefSeq and is a predicted model, not a curated record. Lineage: Eukaryota; Metazoa; Chordata; Mammalia; Rodentia; Cricetidae.
AUGAAGAGCCCAGCCCCUGCCCACAUGUGGAGCAUUGUGCUGGUCUUGCCCUCACUGCUGGCUGUGCUUCAGACCACCACUGCCAAGAAGAAUGGCAUCGAUAUCUACAGCCUCACAGUGGACUCCCAGGUGUCUUCCCGAUUUGCCCAUACUGUGGUUACCAGCCGGGUGGUCAACAGAGCCAACUCUGCUCAAGAAGCUACCUUCCAAAUAGAGCUACCCAGGAAAGCCUUCAUCACCAACUUCUCCAUGGUCAUCGAUGGUGUGACUUAUCCAGGGAUUGUCCAAGACAAGGCUGCAGCCCAGGAGCAGUACAGUGCAGCAGUGCGCCGGGGAGAGAGCGCUGGCCUCGUCAAGACCGCUGGGAGACAGACAGAGAAGUUCGAAGUGUCAGUCACCGUGGCCCCUAAUGCCAAGAUUACCUUUGAACUGGUAUACCAAGAACUGCUAAGACGGCGACUGGGAACGUACGAGCUACUCCUAAAAGUGAAGCCACAGCAACUGGUCAAGCACCUUCAGAUGGAUAUCCACAUCUUUGAGCCUCAGGGUAUCAGAUUGCUGGAGACAGAGAGUACCUUCAUGACCCAGGAGCUGGCAGAUGCCCUUACCACCUCACAGAACAAGACCAAGGCACAUAUCCGCUUCAAGCCAACACUCUCCCAGCAACAAAAGUCUCAGAAUGAGCAGGACACAGUCCUGGAUGGGGACUUCAUUGUCCGCUAUGAUGUGGAGCAGUCUGACUCUGGGGGCUCCAUUCAGAUUGAGAACGGCUACUUUGUGCACCACUUUGCCCCUGAGAGUCUUCCGACAAUGCCCAAGAAUGUGAUCUUUGUCAUUGAUAAAAGCGGAUCUAUGUCAGGCAGGAAAAUCCAGCAGACUCGAGAAGCCCUAAUCAAGAUCUUGAAUGACCUCAGCCCCAAAGACCAUUUCAACCUCAUAGUGUUCGAUUGGAAAGCAACCCAAUGGACACAAUCACUGAUGGAAGCCUCAGAAGAGAACUUGAAAAGGGCCACAGAGUAUGCUUCCAAGAUCCAUGCUCACGGAGGGACCAACAUCAAUGAUGCAAUGCUAUUGGCUGUGAAAAUGCUAGAUAGCAGCAACCAGGCUGAGCUACUGCCCAAGGGAAGUGUCUCCCUUAUCAUCCUGCUCACGGACGGUGAACCCACUGAGGGGGAGACCAAUCCUGCAAAUAUCCAAAGGAAUGUACAGGAAGCCAUCAACAACCAGUACAGCCUCUUCUGCUUGGGCUUUGGCUUUGAUGUCCACUAUUCUUUCCUGGAAAAGUUGGCACAGGAUAAUGGUGGCCUGGCCCGGCGCAUCUAUGAGGACUCAGACUCUGCACUGCAGCUCCAGGACUUCUACCACGAAGUAGCCAAUCCGCUGCUGUUGUCAGUGGCCUUUGAAUACCCAAGUGAUGCCGUGGAGGUGGUCACGCAGGACAACUUCCGACACCACUUUAAGGGCUCAGAGAUGGUGGUGGCUGGGAAGCUCCAGGACCAGGGUCUUGAUGUUCUCUCAGCUAAAAUCAGUGGGCAGAUGCAUAAGCAGAACAUCACCUUCCAAACGGAGGCCAGCAUAGCCCAAAAGGACUUCCAGAGCCCCAAGUACAUCUUUCACAACUUCAUGGAGAGACUUUGGGCACUGCUAACUAUACACCAACAGCUGGAGCAGAUGGUCUCAGCAUCAGGUGAUGAAUUAAAGGCCCUUGAAUCCCAAGCUCUGAAUUUGUCACUCAAAUACAAUUUUGUCACUCCUCUUACACAUAUGGUGGUCACCAAACCUGAAGGCCAGGAACAAUUUCAAGUUGCUGGGAAGCCCGUGGAAGCUGCCAGGAACUGUGUACUGGCUAUUUCAGCCCACUUCCAGGCUUUUCCUAUCAUCUUGCCGCUUCCUGGAUCCUGUGUGGGCCAGCUCUGUGUGGAUAUACAAUCUAGGGGAACCAUGAAGCUGUUUGAAGACCCUGGGCAGGGGCUUUUGGUGGCUGGUGAUUAUGAGAAAGGCGGGUUCUCACGGAUCAAAGUGAACAUCCAGGAGCCUCACUUGCAUAUCUAUGCAACCCCUGAACGCUUGGUGGUGACACGGGACCGAAAAAACUCUGAGUACAAAUGGAAGCAGACACUAUUCUUUGUAUUACCUGGCUUGAAGAUAACCAUGGACAAGAUGGGACUCUUCCGCCUCAGUGGCCCAGACAGAGUGAACAUUGCCCUGGUGCCCAUGGAUGAGCCUCAGAAGGGACUGAUGCUCCUUGUGGAUGACACUCAACACUUCUCCAACCGCACUGAUGGGGAACUCGGUCGGUUUUACCAGGAUAUCAUCUGUGAUCCACCAGUUGGAUCAGAUGACACAAUACGGACAUUCAGAGUUCAGGGAACACAGUACUCUACUACCAAACAGCUUAAACUGAAAUACCAAGGAGGGUCGAAUGGAACAGAUAUUUCCUGCUGGACUGUGAAGAUAUAGCUGUUAGGAACAGUGUUCCCUGCCAUGCUGCCAUUGUAUGCAGAUGUAUGCCAACAGGGCCACCAGGGAGGCCUAGAUCUCAACGGAGAAGAGGAUUCUCAUUUAUCACAAAUAAAGACUGAUGAUGUGAA